Molecule: messenger RNA, 1950 nt
Organism: Stereum hirsutum FP-91666 SS1
Lineage: Eukaryota; Fungi; Basidiomycota; Agaricomycetes; Russulales; Stereaceae
Product: P-loop containing nucleoside triphosphate hydrolase protein
Exons: 10
Coding region: 102-1856 (584 amino acids)
Biological process (GO): maturation of SSU-rRNA
Molecular function (GO): nucleic acid binding; RNA helicase activity; ATP binding
Source: RefSeq, a predicted model, not a curated record
CGAGAACGCAAGUCUUUCGAGUGUUGGUUUCUAGAUUGACCCAUUGCUUCAAGUUUUUUCGUAUCUUUUCACCAUCACUACACCUCAGACGCCACACUAGCAUGCAGGCCUUCCACCUCCUCUCUCGUGGAGGUGUACAGUUCGACAAAAAACGCUUCAAGAAGGAUGUCGAUCUGUUUAACAGUACCACGAAACCCAAGGGUGGAUCGAAAGCCGUCAAGACGUCAGCAGAGGGUGAACUCCCGGCAGAGCUCGACUUUUUCAAGUACGCCAAGGGUGGUUCUGGUACGAAACGCAAAGCUGCUAGUGCAUCAGGAGAGGCUGAGUCGAGUGUGAGGAUGGGGAAGAAACGGAAGACGAGUGAGGACAGCGAGGAAGAGGACGAUGAGGACGAUGAUGAAGACGAGGAAGAUGACGAGGAGGACAAGGAAGACCACGAUGAUGCUCCGUUGCGGCCUAAACAACGCGUUACGGCGAAAGGAUCCAACGUCCCUGCAGCGGCAGAUACUUUUGAAGACUUGGCCAAGCGCUACCACAUACCCCCUCUCAUAGUGUCAAACAUCGCAGAGUACGGAUAUCAAUAUCCUACGGGUAUUCAGUCUCAUGGCAUACCCAUUCUGAUGGAGUCUCGCGACCUCGCCGCGAUAUCACCCACAGGAACCGGUAAAACCCUAUCCUACCUCCUACCCCUCAUGUCCCAACUCGGCUCUCCAUCCUCCAGCUCUUCAUCAGAGGCUGGUUCCGGUGUACGAGCCGUGAUCCUUGCACCCACGCGCGAACUCGCACACCAGAUCCACAACGAGUGCUUGAAGCUGGCACAGAAGCGAAAGUGGAGAAUCGUGUUAUUCAGUAAGGCCACAGCAGCGACCCUGGCCGACAAGAAUGUGCGGUCUAAAGUUGACGUUAUCAUCAGUACUCCCCUGCGACUGGUCACGUCUCUGCAGUCCGGAGACCUCGAGCUCAACAAUGUUCGUCAUCUCGUAUUGGACGAAGCAGAUCGAAUGCUCGACGCGGAGUUCCUAGACCAAGUUCAAGAAGUCAUCGCUGCUUGCACACAUCCAAAAAUUCAAAAGGCCGUCUUCAGCGCCACCCUCCCUGCAUCUGCAGAAAAAGUUGCCAUGGGCAUGCUCAACGAUCCCAUUCGCGUCGUUGUCGGUCUCAAAGAUACCCCCCUUCCACUGAUCUCUCAAUCCCUUACCUACGUCGCCGACGAUGCCUCAAAACUUCCCACACUCCUCACCUAUCUCUCCCAACCAUACAACCCACCCCUCCUCAUCUUCGUUUCCUCACAACCCAGAGCUUCCUCCCUCGCCGAAGAACUCGUCAUCUCCAGUGUCCCCAACGUCGACGUUCUCCACGCCGGUAUGAGCAGAAAAGAGAGGGAAGACGCGGUCGGUCGAAUGAGAAAGGGUGAGAGUUGGGUUAUGGUGACUACCGAGGUCAUGGCGAGAGGUAUGGAUUUCAAAGGGGUACGGGAGGUCGUGAAUUACGAUUUUCCGCGGAGUGUGCAGAGUUAUGUGCACAGAGUUGGUCGAACGGGAAGAGCAGGGCGUGAAGGAAAGGCAAUAACAUAUUUCACGAACGACGAUGCACCCUUCCUGAAACCAAUCGCCAACGUCCUCCUCCAAUCUGGUUCCUCAGUCCCCGAGUGGAUCCUCAAGCUCCCCAAACCUUCCAAAAUGAAGCGAAAGCAGAUGGGCAAGGUACAGCGCGCGGAGGCCGUCAAUCCGGCCAGGAGGAUAGGGCGGAGCGAGGCGAUCAAGAAGCGAGAUAUGGUGGCUGCCAGUAAGAGGCGGAAAGGGAAAGAUGAGAAGAAGGGGGACAGUAAAGAAGAGGUGGAAGAGGGAUCGGACUGAUAUUCGACGCUCUCUUUAUGAUAUUUCACUGCUCAAUAUCACCAUGCUUUGCCCCAGGUGGCGUUUUCAACAUUCGUCGAUACUACGUUGCCGC